Messenger RNA from Mugil cephalus (flathead mullet), 4673 nucleotides. RefSeq lists its product as uncharacterized. Bases 98 to 4564 code for a protein of 1488 amino acids. The transcript has 16 exons. Gene Ontology annotation, biological process: positive regulation of DNA-templated transcription. Gene Ontology annotation, cellular component: nuclear body. The record is from RefSeq and is a predicted model, not a curated record. NCBI's taxonomy places the organism in Eukaryota, Metazoa, Chordata, Actinopteri, Mugiliformes, Mugilidae.
UCUACUUACAAUAGUAAUAUGACCGUCAUGAAUCCCGAAAGGGAACUAGGAUGUGGGCUUGUGUCUAGUCUUCCCCCACUGAAGUACAUUAGUAUUAAUGAAUGAACGUGUUCUCGCGAGAUUUACAUUAUUACAGGAUGGAGUAGUUGGAUCUAGUAGAGAGAAGUCGGUUUUGUGUAGCCAAUUUCGGAAAAUACGGAGACACGGAGGGUAUAAUUCAUAUAAAUUAAUAGGUAUUUUGCAGAUGCAGAAGGAGGAAAAGAACAUGGAGCCACCGGUGAACUGGUCCCCCGAAGAGACUCAGGCGCUUAUUGGUGUGUGGUCGGAGGGGAGGAUUCAGCGUGACCUGGAGGAAUCUUGCAGAAAUGAGAGUGUUUACAGAGAAGUGUCAGGCAGGCUGGCUGCAAUGGGAGUCAGCCGCUCAGCAAAGCAGUGCAGACAGAAGAUAAAGAAGCUGAAACAAGAAUACAGAAAAAUUAAAAGCGACUGCGAGGGAAGUGGGCACGUCAGAGAGACUUUCAGGUGGUACGAUGCUAUGGACACUGUCAUGAAUGACAGUCCUGCUGCGACAGAGGACCGAGACCCGUCAGACACCAUGAUACUUGAGUUCAUGAUUUCAGAUGUGGAACGAGAGUCGCCCUCUAUAACAGAAAUGUCUCAAAGCCGCUCUACACCUAGAGAUGUUGCAACGAUCACUGCGCCCGACCACACACGUUGUUCCACGGAGAUUCCACAAGAGCCCAGAUGCUACUCCAUUAAACUACAAGACUGUGACGGCCCCUCUACGAGCACCACAGAGACCUCCGCUGCAGGGAAAACAUCAGCCCAAGAUAAACCCAUGCGUUCCUGGUCAAAUAAGGAGGUCCGAACACUGUUGACACUUUGGGCAAAUCCCGCCGUGCAACGAGAACUUGGCCGAAACGUGAGAAACAAUCAAAUCUACGCCGGCUUCAGUGCCGAACUGGCUUCGCUUGGAUUCAACAAACCGCCGCAAAAGUGCAGGGAGAAAAUCAAAAAGCUGAAGCAGGAGUACAAGAGAAUCAAGAGCGGUCAUCCCAUCGGCGGGAGCAGCAAAGUAUGGUUUGCCAUCAUGGAUGAAGUCCUCAGUUCUCAGGGCGCAGCAGCAAAACAUUCAGAAACAGCAGAGCUUUCCUCCACGGUGUCCUCAUCACCCUCUCAGUCAGUUGGCUUUGAUAUAGACAUGGACGAUGAAAUCCAGUGGUUGCCCGAUGAAGUCCAAGUCCUGAUGACUCUCUGGGCGCAACCGAACAUUCAGAAACAGCUUCUCAGCACGGCAACGAGCGAUCACGUUUACACGUACCUCAGCAAUGAACUAGAACUGGUGGGGUUUAACAAGACGCCACAUCAGUGCUAUCUCAAAGUGAACGACCUCAAAGAGGAAUACAAAAGAAUCAAGCAAAUGGAGAACUACAGCGACGUUAAAGGCGACUGGUUUGCCAUUUUGGAUAGCGUCGUUGAGCCUGAUGGAGAGGCGUCGAAAGAGCUGGAUUCAUCUGCUGUGAUGACAGAAUCACCAGAUGACGAGUAUGUGAAUGAGUCGCCUACUAUAACAGACUUCCCUGGGACUUCCUCCAUGCCCUGCCAUAUUCUCCCAUUCACUACGCCUGGCUCGACACCCUGUUACAUGGAGGACCUGCAAGAGCCCGGUUUCUACUCCGUUAAACUAGAAGACUGUGACGGUCCCUCCACAAGCGCCCGAGUGGCCUCUGCUGCAGCGAAAACAUCAGUCAAAGAUAAACCCAUGCGCUCUUGGUCAGAUAAGGAGGUCCAAACGCUGUUGACACUUUGGGCAAAUCCCACUGUUCAACGAGAACUUGGCCGAAACGUGAGAAACAAUCAAGUCUACGCCGGCUUCAGUGCCGAACUGGCUUCGCUCGGAUUUAACAAACCGCCGCGGAAGUGCAGGGAGAAAAUCAAAAAGCUGAAGCAGGAGUACAAGAGAAUCAAGAGCGGCCAUCCCAUCGGCGGGAGCAGCAAAGUAUGGUUUGCCAUCAUGGAUGAAGUCCUCAGUUCUCAGGGCGCAGCAGCAAAGCGACUGGAAAAAGCAAAUCCUUCCUCCACGGUGUCCUCAUCGCCCUCUCAGUCAGUUGACUUUGGUAUGGACAUGGACGAUGAAAUCCAGUGGUUGCCCGAUGAAGUCCAAGUCCUGAUGACCCUCUGGGCGCAACCGAACAUUCAGAAACAGCUUCUCAGCACGGCAACAAGCGAUCACGUUUACACGUACCUCAGCAAUGAACUAGAACUGGUGGGGUUUAACAAGACGCCACAUCAGUGCUAUCUCAAAGUGAACGACCUCAAAGAGGAAUACAAAAAAAUCAAGCAAAUGGAGAACUACAGCGACGUCAAAGGCGACUGGUUUGCCAUUUUGGAUAGCGUCGUUGAGCCUGAUGGAGAGGCGUCGAAAGAGCUGGAUUCAUCUGCUGUGAUGACAGAAGCUAAACCACCAGGCAGCGAGCGCGCGACUGCUGAUGCGCCGCGGGCCGUUUGGACGUCGGAGGAAGUCAAGGAGCUGCUCAGCCGGUGGGCAGAGGAGAGCAUUCAGGAGCAGCUGAGAUCAACUCAGAAGACCGAGAGAGCGUACGCUCAGCUGAGCUCGGCGCUCGCCACGCGGGGCUUUGAUAAGACCACCAGCCAGUGCAGGUCAAAGAUCAGAGUGCUGAAGCAAAGGUACAAAAGGGUUAAAGAACAAAAAGACUCCAGAAAGCAAAAAAGCAGAUGGUUUGCAAUCAUGGAUAACGUCCUUGGUCGCCGUAAGUCAGGGAUUGAGACUAAACCAGCAGCUUUCACACAUUCAAACCCUGGACCUCGACAGGCAUCACAGCAAGAACUAUGUGCAACAGUAGAAGGCUGCCGCCUGUCCGUCCCCUCGCUGUGUCUCCUGGUGCCAACCCUGCGUCUGAUGUGCGCCUUCGCCUGGCAGGUGAUCCGGUCCAGUAAUGUGAUGCAUUAUGGAAAGGUGGAGGAGCUGGUGCGGUCGGCGACAGAGUUGGCUCCAGAGCUGCUGACGCCAAGAGAGAAAACGCAGCUCCUGCUCCGACUAAGGGCAAGGCUUGUGCUGGACUUGUGUCUCAGAGAGAGCACGGCCAACCUGCUGAACAUCCAGCCCCACCUGAAGGUCAUUCAAGACCUCACAAUAAGCUGCGGCUGUGACCAGGAGGAACUGGAGGAGUUGGAAAAGUCAAAAUCCAACUUUGUGGGGAUUGUUUUCGCGCUGCUCGAGGACACAGAGGAGAGACGGAGGUUUUUCAAGGAGGUCUUCCCUGUCUACUAUGGCCAAGAGUAUGAAGUCACACUGCACACAUUGGUUUGGAAAUUCAUCUCCAGACUGGACAAUCUACUACCCAGCCCUGAUAUUAAACAGACGGCAGAGUGGCUCAGCACCUCGGACGCACUUUUAGAAGAAUGUUCACGGCUGGUUUUGGAGCCAGAUCAGCUGAAGGAGCUCCUGCACUUCAGUCAGCAACAGUCAGCAAAAACAAAGUGCUUCUCUCAAGUUCAGAAUAUGUUUCUGCCUCUGCUGUCUCUUCGUCCCAAAGCCAAUUCAGACCAACAGGAAGAGGCUACAGCUAACGAAGAAGACGAAGAACUGCUCGAUGGAGAGUCCGUUGGGGAAAACCAAACCGAUGACACGCAGGUUCUUGGGGACUACAGCAAAGGAAAUGAAGAUGUGGAGUCUGCAAACUGCUCAAAUUUAAAUCCAGCCCCUUUACAACUGCAGCUCUGCUCUCUGUGUCCCUACUCUGACGGCCAAGUGCCAGGCCUUCUUGAGCACAUCAGGAAAGAGCAUCUGUUCCAGGAAUCCAGUCGUCCUCCCUCCAGUGAGCAUGGGAAAGGAGGUGACUUUCAGAAAGUCAGCGCUCAAGACUUAACGCCUGAGAUUUUGGGCACAACAGACACUUGUAAGUAUUGCGGAAAGGUCUUCAAGGACAUAUCAACUCUAAACAGCCACAUUAAAACACACACUCUACCGUUCCGCUGCGACCAGUGCGACAAGAAGUACUCCUCCAGGGCGUCUCUGACCGUGCACCGUCGGAUUCACACGGGCGAGACUCCGUAUUUGUGUUCGCACUGUGGGCAGGGCUUCAGGUCUUCAAACAGCCUUGGGCUGCACGUUCGCAUACACACAGGGGACCGCCGACACAAGUGUCCGAUUUGCGGAAAGACCUCGAUCCAGCAUCUGACACGACACAUGCGCAUGCACAGAGGGGAGAAGAACUAUCUGUGUUCAGAAUGCGGGAAGGCCUUCCUCUCGUCCGGGGAGCUGAGGCUGCACAUGAGGUUUCACACAGGCGAGCGGCCUUACGCGUGCAAACACUGCGGCAGAGGCUUCAUUGCCAAGUGCCUGCUGACGGUUCACAUGCGCCAACACACAGGAGAGAGUCCGUACAAGUGUUUGCUGUGUCCGAAAUCCUUCCACACUUUGAGAGCGCAGAAAAGACACAUGAUGAUCCACUCGAACAGAAAAUCUUUCCAGUGUUUAAAGUGUGGUAGAAUAUUCAGGCACGAAGGUACUUUUAAAAUACACGUCGACACGCACAGAUGAUAUAAUACAAGAAGUGCAAAGUAAUUUUAUGUCAUUCUGCUUUAAAAGGUGUAACUUGCUAGUUUCAAGAGAAAACAGCUGCCAGAUAAAACACUAUUUAUGCAUUAAG